AAGGAAACGAGGUAUGAAAAUCGUAUCAUCGUCAUCGCUGCUUAAUCCAUAACCAUUUAUACCAAUAUGAUGAUGAUUGAUGAAAAUCAGUUGUACAACAUACACACGACGCCUGUGCUUGUAGAUAUAAUUUUAAUCAGAGGUCGAAACACAUAUCUUGCUCAACAUACACACAAUGCCUGUGCUUGUAGAUGUCGUCUUACUUUAUUUAAUCACAGGUCGUAACAACUGAUGUUGAAGGCCUCGUUGAUGCUGAAGGCCUCGACGAGGAGUCAGUGGUGGACAACACGUGUAAGGCUGUCAUUGAUUACAUGCUGCUCCCUUAUCAAAAGUCUCUGAAUCCUUACAUAAUGAAGGUAUGUCGUCUAAAUCCUCUGGAAGACUGGGCACAUUCUGAUCGGUUUCUGGCAUUUUGCAAAAAGUAUAGAUCAAAGUUUGACAAGUUCAUGGAGACGUAUUCAAGAGUUGGCGUUUUUGAUAAAGAAGAUGUGUUACCGCACCCUAGUGAUAAAACUUCCCAAAUUGCAGCGGUUGAUGAUGUUCUCGAUACGUAUAAAAACUUCAAGAGGUUUGAGAUCCUCAACGGCCCUCCAGAUAAUCUUUUUUCUGGUUCUAAGUAUGGCGUGGAGGAGAUAUGGCCGACUAUGGCUAGGAAGAUACAUCACGAGUGGGAGAAUUUUGAAAAAUGCUUGAAAGAUUCAGAUAAUAUAUAUGUGAGGGCCUAUAAAUCGAAGAUGGAUAUUUUAACAGCUGUAAUCAUUGGAAACAAGGGGACUCCGUAUCAUGAUGGGCUCUUCUUUAUUGAUGUUAUUUUCAGAGAACAUUUUCCUAUUAAGCCGCCUCUUUUCCGCCUUCGCUCUUUUGGUUAUGCUAUCAAUCCACAUGUGUUCGAAUGUGGUGAAGUUCGCUUAAACCUUAGCCACCAAUGGACCUUACCGGAUGGACAAAUCUGGGUGCCUUUUGUAACGUCCUUGUACGACCUUCUGGUCAACAUACGGGAUAAAGUUUUGAACGCUGACCCUUUGUUCCUCCAACCUGGAUUUGUAGAGUGUGGAUCCUCUGUGGUCUCAGAAUACUUUUCUUUUCUCUACAACGAGAACGUCCUGAUAAAGUCGCUCAAAAUAAUGACGUGUAUCAUGAAUAAACCUCCCAAGAACUUUGAGGCUGUUGUAAUUGGGCAUUUUCGAAAUCGUGCGAAAGAUAUUAUGAAGGACUGUACAGCUUUUGUAGACGGCCUGAAAGCCGGAAAUGGGGAGGGUAAUAACAGUUGCUGCUGCUCACAUGAGUUCCGGCAAGAUGUUGCUUCAUGUAUCCCGGAACUUAAUAACUCUUUUAACAAAAUCGGAGCAACUUUUGAUGACGUCUGUUCUUUAACGCCAGCGAAUAUGACUUAUGAUGCACCUGAAGCAUCAUCACAAUUAAGAAAAGAUCCCGGGUGGAAGUAUAACUUUAAUAAAGACCCACAUGAUCCAAAUUGUGUCACUUGCGUAUUCUCCAACUUCUCUACCAAAGGAGGAAUUUAUCUAGCUAAACAACAUCAAAUUGGAGGUUAUAGAAAUGCAAAAGCAUAUACCAAGUGUCCUACAAAUGCUAGAGAUGAAUUGAAAGCGUACGUGGAAAGUCAAAAGGCAAAGAAGAAUGUUAUUGCUGAUGUUUUCGAUGACUUAGAUUUUGUUGAGGAUGAAGAGGAUAAUGAGGUAAUCGAGAUAUCAAAUGUUCAAAAGAAGAGGAGUGGAAUUAAUAUUGGUGGGGGAAACAAAAAGAUGAAGUCAAACACAAAAGGCCCGAUUGAUAUGCAUGUAACAAGAAGUAAAGGAAACUCAACAAGUUUGAGACAAACAAGCAUAAAUGAUGCUUGUGACAAAGAACUCCGAGGAAGAACAAUUCAAACAAUAGCUGCGUUUUUUUACCAAGCGGGAAUAGCAUUCAAUGUCGCUAAGUUAGAUGCUUUCCAAGAGAUGAUCGCGGCUAUCAGAAACUAUGGGCCAAAUCUCAAGCCGCCUUCUUAUCAUGAGUUGCGAGUUCCACUUCUAAAGAACGAGGUAGACAAUGUAGAAAAGUGGAUCGAAGAGCAAAAGGUGGAGUGGUCAAAAACCGGGUGUUCAAUUAUGUUGGAUGGUUGGACAGAUCGGAGGCAUAGAACAUUGAUCAACUUUUUGGUCAAUAGUUCUAAAGGAACCGUGUUUAUGGAAUCGACUGAUGCUUCUGCUUAUAUGAAGACUGUGGAAAAGGUGUUUGAGCUACUUGACAAAUUUGUGGAGCAAGUCGGGGAAUCAAAUGUUGUUCAAGUUAUCACCGAUAAUGGAAGCAACUUUAAACAAGCUGGCUAGUUUUUAUAUCUAAUGUUUUUUGAGCUACUUGAUUUUUAAUUAAUAAUUACUAAUCAUUGUUUUUAUAUCUCAUGUUUUUAGGCAACUUAUUGAUGGACAAAAGGAAACAUUUGUUUUGGACCCCUUGUGCGGCGCAUUGCUUAGAUCUAAUGCUUGAAGAUGUUGGAAAGAUUCCUAAAGUCAAACGAACCAUUGAAGAAGGAAUUUUUCUUGUUGGUUAUAUUUACAACCAUUGUGGUGUUUUGAACAUGAUGAGAGAGUUCACAAAGAACAAGGAGUUGACAAGAAGUGGAGUUACAAGAUUUGCAACAACAUAUCUUACUUUACAAAGUUUGCAUAGGCAAAAGUCGGCUUUGAGAACCAUGUUUACUAGUGAUAAAUGGAAGGAAAGUAAAUGGGCAAAACAACCUAAAGGAAGGCAGGCUAAGGAUGUUGUUCAAACAUAUGCUUUUUGGACCAAUGUGACUUUCACUCUUAAAGUUAUGGGUCCUAUUGUACGCGUACUUCGCCUUGUUGACAAUGAGAAAAAACCCGCGAUGGAUUAUCUAUAUGAAGGUAUGGAAAGAGCUAAGAUAACAAUUGCAAAGGCUUUAGGCGAAAAUAGUGUUGAUUACCAAGUGGUGUCGGCUAUUAUUGACAAAAGAUGGGAUUGUCAACUCCACCAUCCAUUGCAUGCGGCGGGUUACUACUUUAACCCGGAGUUCUAUUACUAUAGGCCUGAAAUUGAGAAAGAUCAAGAGGUGACGGAUGGGAUGAUCAAGUGUGUUCAAAGACUUGUUCCUUCAAAGGACAAACAAGACUUAAUCAUGAAGGAGAUGGUGAAGUGGGUAAACCAAGAGGGCCGUUUUGCUUUAGAUAUUGCAAAGCGAGCACAUUGCACAAUAGCUCCUGCUCAAUGGUGGAAUUUGUAUGGGAAAGAAGUCCCAAAUAUCCAACAAUUAGCUAUGAAAGUACUUAGUUUAACAUGUAGUUCAUCGGGAUGUGAAAGGAACUGGAGCACAUUUGAGCAAGUAAUUUAUCUUUCAAAGUUUGAUGAUAAUAUGAAGUUUAUUUAUGCUUUAAUAAUUUAAAAUGUAUUAUUUUAAAUAAUAGAUCCAUUCCAAGAAAAGGAACCGAUUAGAACACAAGAAGUUGCAAGAUCUUGUGUUUGUCAAUUACAACAAGACACUCAAAAAUCGUCGUGAUAAAGAGGUUGUGUAUGAUCCGAUAUCUUUAGAUAACAUUGAUGAUUGUAACGAGUGGUUGACUGGUUGACUGGAAGGAUGGAAGAACGGGUUUUUGAGGAUGAAGACUUGACAUGGGAAGUUGUAGGAGAUGUGAGUGGGGCUAGAGAGGUAAGGGCAACAAGAUCAUUUCAACCAUCAUCUUCAAGAGCUUUAGAGGAUGA
Molecule: messenger RNA, 3717 nt
Organism: Helianthus annuus (common sunflower)
Lineage: Eukaryota; Viridiplantae; Streptophyta; Magnoliopsida; Asterales; Asteraceae
Exons: 8
Coding region: 312-2330 (672 amino acids)
Molecular function (GO): ubiquitin conjugating enzyme activity
Source: RefSeq, a predicted model, not a curated record